AUGCUAGCCAGCGAGACAAGCUUCUCAAGUACAAGUACAACCACAACCUCCCUCCCAGCCCUCACAACGCCCUUCGUACAGCCCCCCGAAUGCACCUCUAUCUGGGAUAUAACAAGCACCGCAACAAGAAUCAACUCCACCCUCCGACUCACCACCAUCCUAAUCUCAGACCCCGCAGACGAGCGAUUCUCGUCUUGCCAACCCCCAGGAUGGGACAGCAAUAGCACGGCCCGCUUCUCAUUCAGCCCAGCCGUGUGCCCCAGCGCAUGGACAUACCAUCAAAUGGCCACAGAUCGACUUGACUAUAGGCGAUCAACAGCGUACUGCUGCUCCAGCGGCUUCUCCCUCUCAAGAAACCUAACCGACCUCUACAACAUCAAGGCCUCAUGCUACCGUACCCUCACCCCCGGUGAGACAACAAUCACAGGCACACUCUCCCACGGCAAAGGCGCGCAGGUCCUGCUCACCGACGGGAUCCAGGUCCACGAGGCAUGGGCUAUCUCGUGGGCAGGGUCUGACACGGCGACAAUGUCGCCAUCGCUGCCUACACUAACGAAUUCGAUGAUAGUACCGACAUGGGUGCCGGGGGAGAUCAUCCCACCGGGCAGGUACGACAGGGGCUAUGAGGGCUCGGAUAUGCCCGGCUGGGAGCCUAUCUUGCGGUUUCUCAUGAUAGGCGUUCCGAUCAUUGGUGUAGCACUUUUUGCGACGAGUGUUUGGUGUUGUAUCUGGUGCAGGAGGGUGAGACGGAAGGAACGGCAACAGAGGGGGGUAUUGGCCAAUCCGCAGGAGAUAUGUACUACCCCAUUGCAGUCUACAUAA
Aspergillus lentulus is the source of this 822-nucleotide messenger RNA. The record is from RefSeq and is a predicted model, not a curated record. Lineage: Eukaryota; Fungi; Ascomycota; Eurotiomycetes; Eurotiales; Aspergillaceae.